Catharus ustulatus (Swainson's thrush) is the source of this 1864-nucleotide messenger RNA. It is a transcript of the gene RNF217, whose product is annotated as ring finger protein 217. Gene Ontology annotation, biological process: ubiquitin-dependent protein catabolic process; positive regulation of proteasomal ubiquitin-dependent protein catabolic process; protein polyubiquitination. The record is from RefSeq and is a predicted model, not a curated record. Lineage: Eukaryota; Metazoa; Chordata; Aves; Passeriformes; Turdidae. Gene Ontology annotation, cellular component: cytoplasm; ubiquitin ligase complex. Gene Ontology annotation, molecular function: ubiquitin protein ligase activity; zinc ion binding; ubiquitin conjugating enzyme binding. The transcript has 6 exons. The coding region runs from base 1 to 1383 and encodes 460 amino acids.
AUGGGGGAGCAGCAGAGCUCGCUGAGCGCCCCGCGGGCGACCGUCGCGCCGCCGAGCCCGGCCGGAGCCCCGCGGGAGCCCGGCCCGGACGAGCCGCCUUCGCCGCGAGAGGCGGUCCCGGGCGGCGGGGCGGCCGGGCUGGGGCUAGGCGGGGAGCUGCCGCCGGCCGCCGCCGGCCCCGAGCGGCGAGGGACCGAAGAGGAGGCGGAGGCGGCAGCCGGACCGGAGCAGCCGCCGGGCUCGGGGGAGCCGGCGGCCCCGGCGGAGGAGGGGCCGGAGGGAGGCAGCGGCCGCCGCCGCCCCCCCCGGCGGCACGUGUACUGCACCGUCUACUGCGUGGAGAACGAUCGGCCGGCGGUGGCCCCCGGCUCCCCCCACGGCGGCCCGGCCGCGGGGCAGCCCCCGGCGCGGCGCGGGGUAGUGCCGGGCGACGACCCGCUGUCGUCCGGCGGCAGCAUCGAGGUGGUGGACUUGUACCUGCUGCCCGAGCCUUUCUCCGGGCUGAUCGCGGGCGAGUUCGGACCGCUGCUGGUGCUGAGCUGCCGCGUGUGCCUGGAGGAGAAGCCCAUCAAGCCCCUGUCUUGCUGCAAGAAGGCGGUGUGCGAGGAGUGCCUCCGGCGGUACCUCAGCUCCCAGGUGCAGCUGGGACAAGCAGAUAUAAAAUGCCCCAUCACAGAGUGCAGCGAACACCUGGAUGAAACAACUGUCCUCUAUAACCUGCCCCAUGACGACAUCAUCAAGUAUAAAUACUUCCUGGAACUCAGCCGCAUUGACUCCAGCACCAAGCCAUGCCCUCAGUGCAAGCACUUUACAACCUUCCGGAGGAGAGGCCACAUUCCUACCCCUGCCAAAUUGGAGAACAAAUACAAAAUCCAGUGUCCAUCUUGCCAAUUUGUCUGGUGUUUCAAGUGCCACUCUCCCUGGCAUGAAGGUGUUAACUGCAAAGAAUACAAGAAGGGAGACAAGCUGUUACGUCACUGGGCCAACGAAAUCGAACACGGGCAGAGGAAUGCUCAGAAGUGUCCAAAAUGCAAGAUCCACAUCCAGAGAACUGAAGGAUGUGACCACAUGACCUGUUCACAGUGUAACACUAAUUUCUGUUACCGAUGUGGGGAGAGAUACCGCCAGCUCCGCUUCUUUGGAGACCACACGUCAAACCUCAGUAUCUUUGGAUGCAAAUACCGCUACCUCCCCGAGAGACCACAUUUAAGGAGAUUAGUGCGAGGCUCUGUCUGUGCUGGAAAACUACUCAUUACACCCCUAAUAUUGGUUCUGGGACUGGCACUGGGAGCCGUAGCUGUUGUAAUAGGUUUAUUUGUGUUUCCUAUCUAUUGCCUUUGUAAAAAGCAGAGGAAAAGGUCACGGACAGGUAUGCCCUGGUGAGGAUGGACAUUACUCGCCUGAACUGAGCUGGUCCUGCAAGGGCUAUCCGUGUUUUGUGUGACAGAGCAAUACAGUGCUGGUUACAGCGUCAAAGCCACCGCCCUGGACGAAAACGGGGGCUCUCCUGCCAUCUUCCCUCAGCCGAAAACACUACUGCAGACCAGAAAGCCUCUUUGCUCUGGUGCACUCUCAACAAGAUGGGCCCCCUGACUGCUGCUUUUUAAUUGUCUUUGGUUUGGGGUUUUUUAGUUAUGACUUUGGAGGGGUUUUUUUGAGUCUAAGUUUCUGAAACAGACAAUCCAACUCUGCAUUGUAGCCACAACUCUACUACCGAUUUGGCCUGUGAAGAAAGCAUUUAACUGCUAACGUGCUCGUUUAACUUCAGCAUCGGCCUUUAAGGUGGAAAUGCUUACAAGUGUUCGGACUCUUACUGUAUACUGAGCAUACUACUUUUGGUAUUAAAAGCUACUUCUGUAAAUAA